ACAACUAGAACGUCUGACAUGAGACCUGUCAUCCAUCAUCCGAACCACCCUCACGCCUGAGAAUUCUCCCAAAUCCUAAACAUCAUUAAAUAACAAUAUCAUUGCCAAUCAUAGCAAAUAAUACCCCACAGAAUAAAACAAAAAAGAAACAAACAAUGGCCUCCGACCACCCAACCCUCGUACACCGCACCCUCCAAACCACCAUUCCACUAGUGAGCUCCAUAACCGCCGGCCUCUCCCUCUCCCUCUCCUUCUUCAUGGUCCCCCGACUCCUCGAGGCGCCGGUGGCCGUGAUGCUGCAGCAGUGGCAGUGCACCUACCGGCAGGGCGCGGUCACCAUGGUCCCGCUGUGCCUCGUGUCUGGGGUGUCCUACCUCUGGCUUGCGCUGCAACAUACCUCAUCAUCGUCGGCGGCCGGUGCGGGCAUGUUGUCGUCGUGGCGCGGAAAGAGUUUCCUCGCCGCGGGGCUCCUCACGGCCGGGGUGGUCCCCUACACGGCGGCCUUCAUGAUGGGCACGAAUCGAAGGCUGAUGGAGCGCGCUGACCGGGAAGCGGCGGCCAAGGGGAAGGUGACGGAGUUCAGCGACAAGAUUCUGGAGCAGGAGAAGAGUGCAAAGGCUCUGGUGGACUGGUGGGGCGUCCUGAAUCUAGUGAGGGGCGUUAUGUUGACUGUUGGCUCUGCGUGCGGGUUGGCGGCGGCGACGGCGACGGCGGCCUGAGUUCGUGGCUUGAGUUUGGGUGGUGGGGAGUGAAGAUGCGUUGAGGGGUGAUGGAUUGGAGGAGCUGAGAGUUGGCUAGCUCAUGAAAUGGCUCUCUUCAGGGACAUGCGUCUUCGCCGAGGGCUUCCGGAGUUACUAGACAUUUCGAGCGGCUAGGUCUGAUGGUUACCGUAGGUGUUCAUUGGCCCUUUGUUCGAUAGGAAGUCGAUUCCGUGCCAAUGAUGGCUAGACCUGGAUUUCAUUAUUGGUGUUUCGACUGUGCGGGGCGGUUGCUCCCAAGGCGAAUACUCGGGGCAGCCCCAGGUCUGAGAGCAUUGAAACAAUGGCAAGACAUGGACUGUGAAGCAAUUGACAAUGAAGAGACAAGAUUCACCAACGGUA
Molecule: messenger RNA, 1100 nt
Organism: Canariomyces notabilis
Lineage: Eukaryota; Fungi; Ascomycota; Sordariomycetes; Sordariales; Chaetomiaceae
Exons: 1
Coding region: 156-719 (187 amino acids)
Source: RefSeq, a predicted model, not a curated record